Owenia fusiformis is the source of this 2034-nucleotide messenger RNA. The record is from the annotation of a GenBank genome assembly. Lineage: Eukaryota; Metazoa; Annelida; Polychaeta; Sabellida; Oweniidae.
AUUGCAUUGGUAGAAUAUUUCCAUGGUAGCAUUCUAUUCCCAGUAAAAGAAAAGAAAACAUGUAGAGAACAACUGAGAAUGACACUUCAAUAAAAUAAAAUAAAAAAAUGCGGAAAGUGGGGUUCCAGGUAUCUCAAGAGUCUGCCUCGGAAGAUGGAGAACCGCCAGGCCACGCAAGAAAACGGGAUUUCAACGCUGCAUACUCAGAUUCAAACUCUUCGAUCGACGAUGGAUCAGAAAUUAAUACAACCGUACAUCAGAGUUUACUGGAAAACAAAGAUCUCCUUGCCCUCGGUGCAGGUACAACAGAACAUAAAGACCCCGAUCCUGAAUCCCCGCAAUGGUACAAGGAGCUGAACGAGGAGCAUGUACAAGCAUUCAGAGAGGUAUUCGAACUUCUUGAUGCUGAUGGUGGUGGAAGUAUUGACGCAUCUGAACUGUACGUAUGCUUGAAAGAUUUGGAACUGGGCAUAACUAAGGAGGAGAUUGAAGUUGUACUUCUUGAUCUGGAUAAGGACGGCAAUGGCGAAAUUGAUUUCGAUGAGUUUCUGUACGCUAUGACUGAAACAGAGCGCUUCUUGGAUAACUUACCCGACGACGACACUGGGAAGACAGAUGCCCGUGGAUACAGCGACAGACAGACCCUUUUCUUCAGUGCAAUUACGAAAUUCGCUAUUAAAAACUCAGUUGGCUCAGUUGGGCGUUACUAUUCCAACAAAGCGAGGCAGAUGCCUCAUGUGCUACAUCACUACACCGCUGGGGCACGACUUAUAGGUCUCACCGACCGGCAACUCGCGCGCCAUUUAAAACAAAUGCAAUCGGACAACAAAGGCAAUAAAUCACCAUAUGCCCAACCGUUACAAUUUGUCAUCUCAUCCGGAACCCCUAAAAAGAGAAAGAUAAGGAGACGCCCUGCAACAGCCGCAAAGGCCACAGCGACCACAUCCACACGUAGACCUGCAUCUGCUCAUGCCAUUAAGCGGGGACCUUCGUACGACAACAACACGCUGAGUGCAGAGGAGUAUGAGUACAUGAUGCGACAAAAGGGAUCGUUCAGAGGGAGGAGGACUGCAGUCACAUCAGAAUCACCGGAGUUGAAGAAAAUUUUGAAAACAUUUGAACACUGGGCAGAGAAGGGAAGCGUAAUGGCUAAACUACCAGGUGCCCAUUUGGUUCCAGAAGUGAAGAAAAGAAUAGAAGACGGGGCACUAAAUGAAGACAAUCCUUUGUGCAGUAGCCUCAGAAAGCGCAAACAACACCAGAAAACACAGAAAGCUCUUUCAGAAGCUGAAUCUGGCAAAGUAAACAAGAAGGGGAAGCCUAAGCCGAGAGGUUGGACCAUACCACGAAUAGAAAUGGGUCAGGUUGAGCUGCCAUUGCUUAAAGUCAACAAGAACUUCAAGGGCUUCACCAUAGAAGAUCUCCCAAAUAUAAGAACCAAGGUAUCUGAUGUGAUAGACGAUUACUACACCGCGCUAAGACGAUUAAAGGUGAAGACGGCAUUCGAACAUUGGGAGAAUUUACACACUGACAAAAUCCCAACUGUGAACCUACAAGAGAGUUUCAGGAGGGUUUAUAGGGCUUACUCUCCACACGCGGAGAACGAGGUGUUUGUCGUAUGUCCUUGGAUACCGGGCCCAGGAUAUACUGGUGUAAGAUCACCCGAGCACACAUACCGCCCUACUAGUGCAUAUAGUGGCUAUAGUAGCUAUGACGAUUAUGGAAACCAUUUCUCAAAAUGUAAAACAUGACCUUAUCAUAAAUAUAGUUUGGAUAUUACUUUCUCGCAUAUUGCAUUGUUUAACUGUUCGACAUUCAUUUGACAUCAAACGUGUAUUAUGACAUAAACUUUUUUUAACUACCAAGCGAUCUCUAAGCACAAGUGGCUGUUAACAACUAUAAGUGCCUUUAAAUCAUUGUGUGGGUAGACAGCAUAAAAUGGGAAAGUGAAGAGGCGUGUCAAAUAAAAUACAAUUUGUAAAAAUCAAUUUCAAUAACAAUAGAAAAUAAAAAGUCUAAAUGUGAUAUUUUAUU